GUGAUGUGUUUGCCUUUGACACCUUCUUCAAUGACCUCUUCACACAUUCCAUCCCUCCCUCCGAUGAGAAGGAUGGAGUCCGAUUGUCCAUCAUCAUCUGGGCUGUGGAGGGUAAAUCGCUGGCUGUACCCACCAUGACAAGACAAGGGAGAGGUUUCCCAAAGCCAGAGGAGGUGAAGUGGACAGACUGGGAUCUCACUGAGGGUCUUUGGUCUGACUCCCGCGCCCUGUCCGGACUCUGA
Messenger RNA from Symbiodinium pilosum, 242 nucleotides. The record is from the annotation of a GenBank genome assembly. NCBI's taxonomy places the organism in Eukaryota, Dinophyceae, Suessiales, Symbiodiniaceae.